AAUGAUUCCUCUUACUUGGAAUGAAUUUCUUGAGUUUAUAAGUGAUAUUUAAGAUAAUGAGCUUGACAAACCUUAAAUUAGCUAAUUUAUAAAGAUACCAGAUAUAAGCAUGACAUCUUUUUAAAUUAUAUAAUAUUUCAGCUCAGAUUUUCAAAAGUAUAAAAACUAUUAUAACAAAAUAGAGCAAAAAUUAAAAAAAGAUGUAAAUGGGGAGAUAACGAAAAGUAUCUAUUGAUAUGGUGUGUUUCAAAAUUGAUGAUAAAGCUUUAGCUAAAAUUCCAUGAUCUUGUAAUACUUUUUUCUCAAUAAAUUUUGUAUAGCAUUAAUGGAAAGUCUUUGAAAAGCUCUCAAUGAUUUUUGGUCUCCCAGAAGAAUUUUUGAUGACUAAAUGGUUGAGCCUGCUGAAUUAUAAACUUAAAGAACAGCCUUGGAAACCAGAAGAAGAUGACCUACUAAUAAAAUUGAGAUAGUAAGAGUAAUUUUCAAGAUAGGCUAUACCCUGGACCUAAAGACUGGAUAAAAAUUGCAAAAGAAUUUAUUAAAAGUAGUUAAACUGUAAGAUAUCCAAAAUAGAUUCGUGAGCGAUUCAAUAAUGUUGUAAAUCCAAGCAUAAACAAGUAAUCAUUGCUCUAAUCUAGAAAUGAAUUCAAUAAAGAUGAAAUACUUUUUAUUUUUAGGGAAGCUCAGAAUAAUAAUAAAAAUUGGGCUGGAAUUUCUAAAAUGUUACCUGGUCGAACAGAUAAUUAGAUUAAAAAUAUCUAUAAUUCUAUAAUUAGAAAAAUUUUGAAUGAAAUUGGAUCUGUAUAUAUUUAAUAUAGCUUAGAAGAGUUACGAUAAUAAGGUAGUUGAAUAACUAAUUCAAAAUCUAAUUGUCGAAUAAAAUAAUUACGAUCCUAUUCUUCUCUCAUCGAUUUUAAAAGAAGGCAAAACAAAGAAACCUUGUAUCAAAAUUGAGCCAAACUCAGAUAAUUCUUAAACUUCUGAACCCUCAGUUUAAGGUGUUCCUCCUCAAAUGGCAUUCCCUUUUAUUAAUUAUUAAACAUUCCAAUUCCAGAAUAUUUAUUUUUCCUACCCCUAAUUCUACUUUCCACCACCUUAUUACCCAUUAAGAAACUCAAAGUUUAAUGAGACCUGAUUUUAUUUUAAAGUGUAUCUAAAAUUUCAUCCAGUAUUUAAG
This is a messenger RNA of Paramecium sonneborni, 1177 nucleotides long. The record is from the annotation of a GenBank genome assembly. Lineage: Eukaryota; Ciliophora; Oligohymenophorea; Peniculida; Parameciidae.